Molecule: messenger RNA, 4848 nt
Organism: Microsporum canis CBS 113480
Lineage: Eukaryota; Fungi; Ascomycota; Eurotiomycetes; Onygenales; Arthrodermataceae
Product: Vps15p
Exons: 3
Coding region: 1-4848 (1615 amino acids)
Biological process (GO): protein phosphorylation; autophagy of peroxisome; macroautophagy
Cellular component (GO): late endosome; nucleus-vacuole junction; phosphatidylinositol 3-kinase complex, class III, type I
Molecular function (GO): protein serine/threonine kinase activity; protein binding; ATP binding
Source: RefSeq, a predicted model, not a curated record
AUGGGUCAAGGCUACUCACUUACCUCGCUGUCUGCGGGCUCCGCCGGCAUCGAUGUCCCAGAGCUCGCGGACCUUACCUAUGAGAGAUCCCUAGGUACUGCCAGGUUCAUGAAAAGCAUUCGUGCCCGGCAUCGUGAUGGCCUAGCUUUUGUGAAAGUUAUCAUGAAACCAUACCCAAGCCUGAAGCUAGACCCUUAUGUCAAAGCUAUUAUGCGUGAGCGGAGGCUGCUGGAAGGCGUCCCUAAUGCGCUCGGAUACCAGCGGAUACUCGAAACUAGUACUGCUGGUUAUCUUGUUCGUCAGUACAUCUACAGCUCACUCUAUGAUCGAAUGAGCACUCGCCCGUUCUUGGAGGAUAUUGAGAAAAAAUGGAUGGCUUUCCAGCUCUUAUGCGCUCUACGAGACUGCCAUGCACAGAAUGUUUUUCAUGGGGAUAUCAAAACAGAAAAUGUUCUGGUAACAUCGUGGAACUGGCUAUACCUCUCCGACUUUUCGUCCUCUUUCAAGCCAACAUUCCUUCCUGAGGAUAAUCCUGCGGAUUUUUCCUUUUAUUUCGACACCUCUGGCCGGAGAACUUGCUACCUGGCUCCAGAGCGAUUUUUGGAAGCAGGAGAAGAUCCAGGCAGCCGCUCAGUAAACUGGGCAAUGGAUGUCUUUAGCGCAGGUUGCGUUAUUGCGGAGCUUUUCCUCGAAUCUCCUAUCUUCACGUUGAGCCAACUCUAUAAGUAUCGAAAGGGAGAAUACAGCCCACAAACAGGACGUUUGAUGGAGAUUGAAGAUCUUGAUAUUAGAGAGUUGAUCAUUCAUAUGAUUCAGCUCAACCCUGAGUCGCGAUAUUCGGCAGAGGAGUGUAUUAAUUUUUGGCGCCGCAAGGCAUUUCCAGAGUACUUUUAUGGAUUCCUCCAUCAAUAUAUGGGCUUAAUAACGGAACCUUCACCAGGACGAACACGCGACGAGUCCACACCACUCGAUCUAAAAGAAGCAGAUGAAAGGAUAAGCCGCAUCUUUGUCGACUUUGACAAAAUAUCCUACUUCCUUGGAGCUUCUCCUCAGAUUUUGUUUGACGGGUCCCAGGUAGCGUCUCCGUCUCUCACACAGCAGCCAUUUCCAUUACAGCUGGAUUUGCCCAAGGUUGGGAAUCAACAAAUAUCAAAGCCUCUCUCAGCAACGGAUGAUGGCACCCUCAUAUUCCUCACCCUUGUUGUUUCAAGUCUACGGAAUACAAGUAAAUCGUCUGCCCGGAUCAAAGCAUGUGAUAUUCUACUUGCAUUCGCUGAGAAACUCCCGGAUGAGGCGAAACUAGACAGAAUACUUCCGUUCAUUAUAUUGCUACUAAAUGAUCGUGCAGAUAAUGUGAAAGUUUCUGCAAUCAGAACGCUGACCCAGCUUCUCGCCAUGGUGAAAGUCGUUUCACCUGUCAAUGCCUAUGUGGUUCCUGAAUAUAUCUUCCCAAGGCUUCAGCAUCUCAUUAAUACCUUACCUUCCAACCCUACUCCCAUGGUGAGAGCAGCGUACGCUUCGUCCAUAGCUUCAUUAGCACAUUCGUCACUCAGAAUUCUUGAUAUGGUUCAGGCACUGCGGUCUGAUGCUCGGCUAACGUCUCUUGUCCCAUCGGGCUCCGAACGUGGCUGGGAAGAAGAAAUAUCAUACCACAACCUCUAUGAUGUCGCAAGAGUAGAUUUGCUUGAAUUCUUCGAGGCCCAUGCAAAGGCACUCUUGACCGAUCCAGACGUUGUAGUGCGUCGUGCAUUUCUUGGCUCGGUCCCAGGACUAUGCGUUUUCUUUGGCAACCCAAAAGCGAAUGAGGUUGUCCUUAGCCAUCUUAAUACCUACCUUAACGAUAAGGACUGGAUUUUGAAAUGCGCAUUUUUCGAGACCGUCGUUGGUGUGGCUGCUUACGUUGGUAGUACAUCCCUAGAAGAGUUCAUCCUACCAUUAAUAGUCCAGUCCAUGACCGACCCAGAAGAAUUUGUGGUCGAGCGUGUACUACGGUCGCUUGCCAAAAUGUCAAGACUUGGUCUCUUCCAGCGUUCUACCACCUGGGAUUUACUCAGCAUUGCAGUGCGAUUUUUUGUACAUCCUAGCAUAUGGAUACGAGAAGCGGCUGUGAGCUUUGUCGUGGACGCUACUACAUUUUUAUCCGCAACUGAUAAAUACUGUAUUGUCAGCCCCCUAGUCAGACCGUUCCUCAAGACGAACACUACAGAUAUAUCGACGGCCCAGAUAUUUGACGCUCUUAAGAAACCACUUCCCAAGAACGUUUUUGACAUGUUGCUAGUAUGGGCAACUAACGUGGAUAAAGGUCUCUUCUGGAAAGCUGUUGCCCAAGAUGGGACAUUCUCAUUGGGAGGGUCAAAUAUUCCCAAAUUACGGCAUCGCGGGGUUGGCUCUUCUCUGAGUAACAUGCCACGGAAUGAAGAGGAUGAUCAGUGGCUGUCAAGGCUCAGAAAUAUCGGCUUAACUCAAGAAAACGAGGCCAAAUUCCUUGCACUCAGAGAGUAUAUCUGGAGGGUUGCCAUGAGAAGGAAAAAAGAUGCGGAUGAUGAUAAAAUUACCCCAUUUGCGGAAAUCAUAUCAUUAAGCGAACAUGACAUCACCCCCCAGACUGUCUUGUUUGAUAGGAAACAAGGGGUUAGUCGGUCACGGCCUGCACCAAGAAAGACCCAGCUUGGUCACGGAGUCAGAAAACCCCACACAAUUGCUGAUGCAUUGCUAGAUGCUUCCACAGCAAUUGAUUCACAUAAUGAUGACCAUCAAAGGCGGACAAGGCGUCCGGUACCUGAAGAGCGUGGUUCCAGUGUUCCCCCGAGCUUAAUUCGUCCGGCUGAAAUAAGGGAUAGGCGGGAAGAAGAGUCACCUACGAUUUCUCACGUUUCCUCAUCCCCCAAUGGCCAACCAGGUUCACUAAGCUCAUCUACGUCGCCCUUAUCAGAUAGUCCCGCUCAAAAUCCAGUAGAAUUGAAUACAAUGAGGAACGAUGGAAACGGUCCUGUUCGAGCCGGCACUCCUUCAUUAAGGGUAGCAGGAGGUGAUGUCAAACGCCGCUCAAGCGCUAUAAACCUCCUGAACCGCCAGGAAAAUUCUAAGGCAAAUGCUGCAACCGCUACUUCAUCCACAAAUGCCUUUGGGAAAGUUGACGUUCCCCAUCAGAGGGAUCUCUCUCAGUUGUCUAGAGCUACUACACCAGAUCCACAAAAUAGUGGUGGACAAACACCUCGGCCCCGAUAUAAAGCCAGCCAUACAUAUCAGGGGAAUGAUCCAACAAUUUUAAGAAUCUUGGACAAUAUAUUUGCGGAAAAUUACCCUACUGACCUCUUUGAUUUUGGGCCGAUAGUGCAUCCGCCGGCUCAAUGCACACCAUUACAUGGUCCUAAUGGGCAGAUUCCUGAUAAGCCUUGGAGGCCUCAAGGCGGUCUCGUUGCAAUGUUUGGAGAACAUACUGGGCCGGUUAAUCGGGUAGUAACCGCUCCUGACCAUGCUUUCUUCAUCACUGCCUCUGAUGAUGGUACAUUGAAGAUCUGGGACACAGCUCGUUUGGAAAGGAACCUAACUCCACGAUCCCGUCAGACCCAUCGACACGCCCCUGGAGCAAAAGUAAAGUGUGUGACGUUUGUGGAGAAUACUUACACCUUUAUUAGUGCAGCUACUGAUGGAAGUGUCCAUGCGGUGAGAGUGGACUAUCAAAACCACCGUGACGUUAUCCGCUACGGGAAAUCACAACUAGUCCGAGAGUACCAUAUUACGCCAACUGACGGUGGAAGUGGCGAAUAUGCUGUCUGGAUAGAACACUUUCGGACGGAUGUACACUCGAUAUUACUCAUGGCGACUAACAGGUCCCGCAUAAUUGCGCUGGAUUUGAAGUCCAUGACCGAGGUCUACACGCUUCAGAACCCCAUUCGCCACGGUACUAUAACUACCUUUUGCCUUGAUAGAAAACACAAUUGGCUUCUCGUGGGGACAACACAUGGAAUAUUAGACCUUUGGGAUCUUCGGUUCUGUGUACGUGUAAAGGCUUGGGGCUUACCAGGAGGAACCCCAAUCCGCCGUCUUGCCAUCCAUCCCACAAAAGGCCGGGGGAGAUGGGUAUGCGUUGUUGGUGGUGGAAAUAAUGGCUCCGAAGUCCUGGUCUGGGACAUUGAUAGAGUGCAAUGUAGGGAGGUUUACCGUACUAUCAGUGCCUCUACUAGUCAGACGACCCCUGCCGCCGGACAGAAAGCUAAUCUCAACGCCGAUAUAAGCUGUAAGGCCUACGAGCCGUGGAAAGUUGACGAAGACUUACCUGAAGGCAUGCUGGGUCGCUUUGCAACAAAUGCCCACCCAUCGUCCGCCAGUAUAGAGCCAACUGUGGCUGGCGAAAAUUCCGCUGGAGGUGAUCGAAAUGCCAUCUUUGCACUCGCCGUUGGGAUUGACUACCUUGACGGUACGGCAGAGGGAUCCAAAUGCGGUUUCUUCGUAACCGCUGGAUUAGAUCGUAGUGUACGGUUCUGGGAUGUAGUACACCCUGAUGCGUCACUAGUUGUGAGUAGCCCAGAUUUAGUCUCUGAUGGGACCCAAAUGCGGCCGAGAUAUGAUACCACUCAUCCUACCACAUCUUUAACGAUAACAUCCGAAUGGAUACCCAGUGCUGGCUCAUCACCAACCAGGCAAGGGGCAGCUUCUAAUAAGAAGUCAAACUCCACGAAUACAGGGAGCGGUAUGCGUCCACCUCGGAGCACUGUAAUCAGCCUACAGCAGCAACUGUUAUUGAGAAGCCAUCUUGAUUCUAUUCUUGAUAUUGCGAUCUUGGAGUCUCCAUAUGCAAUGACUGUGAGCGUGGACCGGGCUGGGAUGAUAUAUGUAUUUCAAUAA